AUUAUACAGAUGAACGUCUUUAUAGUGAACUUUCAUAUAAUAAAACUAUUUAACUCGCGUUCAGGUCCAGGUCAAGUAAUCAUUCGAUAGUGACUUCCAAAAUUUCGUUUCGGUCAUCUGAGCAUGAUGAACUCUAUAGCUUAUAAUUUACCGAUCCAAAUAGGUAUAGAUCGCCGAAAUGAAAGUCCUUGGCCGGUUAAAAUCCGGUUCAACUUUGGUACUGUCGUGAGAAUCAGAAAUAUUGAACAAACUUCACUUCCUCCAGGGGUCCAACCCUGUAGAAAGAGCUCGUUUCUUGUACCUCCCUUAAGAUGACUUCGAUGACAAUUGACUUAUGCUUUCCGAUCAAUGAAUAUCGGUAAAGAGUUACUAACAGUACCAUUUUGAAGUCAUAUGACUGCAUCGGAGAAGUUUAAACUACAUGUUACCGAAGAGGCUAAGCAAACGAGAUGCUUUAAGAGAAUUCAAUCUGUAGUUGUAAAAAAAACAUAUCUGCAAAACUAGUAUAAUCAGGAAGUCUGGUUCCAUUAGCUAAAAAUAAGCCAUUACCCUAUAUACCCUUCUAAUAAAAUGCUGUAUGUGGCACUGCCUUCAUAUUCUAUGCUAUUGAGUACAUAGCCUUCUAGCAUUAUCUGUAUAGAUUACAUUUUCUAUAUACAUAUGUAUUUGUAUUUCAAUGAUUAUUUGAAAUCCGCAAUAAUGUACAUCAAUGUUGUAUAUGUAUAUGUAUAUACGAGAAAAAAAUUAAAAUUAUAUAAAAGCUGCAUCAAAUGCGCUGGGUUUUGAGUGUUUACUGGCUAUUUUUGUCGAACGUCAGCUGAGAAGCCUUUAAUCCUAAAUUUAAGCAUGGAACGUUGGAAGAAUCGUGUUGCCGUCGUAACCGGCGCCAGUGCGGGUAUUGGUGCUGCCUGUGUCAAAUAUCUCGCGAAUAAUGGUAUGAUAGUUGUGGGUCUUGCGCGUCGUAAGGAGUGCAUCGAAGCGCUGCGUGAUCAAGUGGAAGCGUCGGCACGCGAUCGUCUGCACGGUCUUCAAUGUGAUCUGCGCGAUCAGCAACAGAUCAUAGACGUAUUCAAAGUGAUCGUCUCCAAAUACGGACCCAUUGCGGUGCUAGUAAAUAAUGCUGGGGUUCUGCGAAACACUAAUUUGGUGAACGAUGAUAAUCAGCAGGAUAUACAGGAUGUGAUCGAUACAAAUAUAGUGGGUGUGGUGAAUUGUACAAGAGAAGCCUUUCGUUCGAUGAAAGCGCACGGUGGUGUUGGACAUGUCUUUCUAAUUAAUAGCAUUUGUGGACAUAAUGUGCCGAAGGCACCCAAUUUUUCAUUAAAUAUCUAUCCAUGCACAAAGCAUGCUGUGACCGCAAUGACGGAAGUUUAUCGACAUGAAUUUCAUAUGUUGGGUACAAAAGUCAAAGUGACGAGCAUCAGUCCUGGUACGGUGAACACUGAAAUCAUAUUACCAAAAAUGAAAGAAAUAUUGGCCGACGCGCCAUUUUUACAACCCGAAGAUGUAGCCGAAGCUCUUAUUUAUUGUCUGCAGACGCCACCACAUGUGCAGCUGCACUUAGAUGAGCAGGCGUUUGAGUUGUUGCCGGAUAUUUCAGUCGAACGCCAACAAACAAAUCGUUUAAUCCUAUCCGGACUACACCAGAAUAUGGAACGUUGGCAGAAUCGUGUUGCUGUCGUCACCGGCGCCAGUGCGGGUAUUGGUGCUGCCUGUGUCAAAUAUCUCGCGAAUAAUGGUAUGAUCGUUGUCGGUCUGGCGCGUCGUAAGGAGCGCAUCGAAGCGCUGCGUGAUCAAGUGGAAGCGACGGCACGCGAUCGUGUGCAUGCCAUGCAAUGUGAUAUGCGCGUUCACCAACAGAUCAUAGACGCAUUCAAAGUGAUCGUCGCCGAAUAUGGUCCCGUUGCGGUGCUCGUGAAUAAUGCCGGCAUUGUGCGGAUUGCCAAUUUGGUGGAUGAUAAUAAUCUGCAGGAGGUACAGGAUGUGAUCGAUACAAAUAUAGUGGGUGUGGUGAAUUGUACAAGAGAAGCUUUUCGUUCGAUGAAAGCGCAUGGUGGUGUUGGACAUGUCUUUCUAAUUAAUAGCAUCUUUGGACAUUUUGUGGCGAAUAUACCGAAUAUUUCGAUAAAUAUGUAUGCAUGUUCAAAGCAUGCUAUGACCGCAAUGACGGAGGUUUAUCGACAGGAAUUUUAUAAGUUGGGUACAAAAAUCAAAGUAACUAGCAUCAGUCCGGGUGUAGUCGACACUGAAAUCUUAACACCGAAAGUGAGGGAAAUAAUGAAUAACACGCCACCUUUAAAAUCCGAAGAUAUAGCCGAUGCGCUAAUUUAUUGUCUGCAAACGCCGCCACAUGUGCAGAUUCAUGAAAUGAUCAUAAAACAUGUUGGAGAAUUAUUUUAAUGUCAUAUGUGUAAACUAUAUUAUUUUUGUUGCAAUAAAACGCCAAAUUGGUAGUAGUUGGUUGAUUAAA
Zeugodacus cucurbitae (melon fly) is the source of this 2470-nucleotide messenger RNA. RefSeq lists its product as uncharacterized. Bases 847 to 2400 code for a protein of 517 amino acids. The transcript is spliced from 6 exons. Lineage: Eukaryota; Metazoa; Arthropoda; Insecta; Diptera; Tephritidae. The record is from RefSeq and is a predicted model, not a curated record.